AUGUCCGCGGCGGCGGCCGCGGCCGCGGGGAUGACCGGCGCGAGAGCGGCGACGUCCGCCGCGGUCAGGGUCCUCCUCGAGCGCAGCCCUUACGUCCUGUGGGCCGCGCAGCGAAGCGCGUUCGCGCGUCCGGUCGUAGACGGCGUCGUGCACCCGGACCUGCCGACCUGGGGGGACGGCGACAAUCGCGGCGACGCGAUACCUCGCAUCGCGCGUUUGUCCAAGACGGAAGCCGCGUCGACGCCGUCGUGGCACGCGCAGACGAUCGCGGGGUCGAGGACGGCGACGAUGGAAGACGCGCGCGAGAAGAUGAUGCUCGCGUCCGCGUCGGGCGCGUCCGCGCUGAUGCUCGUGUCCGGGGACGGCGGCGGCGAUGGAGGAUCGAACGAGAAGUUAACAUCCGUCGCGUUGCUGCGAGAGGCGUCGAGGUUGCGCGACCGCGGCGACAUCGACGCGGACGUCCUCCUGAUGUGCGCGGCGAACCCGGCGAUGGAUGGCGACUCCGUGCGCGCGUUAGAGGAGAAGCUCGACGCGGGCGCGCGCGUCGUCGUGACGCAGCCGUGGGGCGUCGCCCCCGCGGCGGCGAGGCGGUGGUGGGAUUCGGUGAAGGCCAAAAACCUCGACGCGGACGCGGAGAUCAUCGUCGGGCUCCACCUCGCGUCGUCGAGCGCGUCGCUCGCGAGAUGGAUCGAUCUGUGCGGGCUCGCGGAGGAUUCUGAUGAUGAGGAUUCUUCGCAAGCCAAAGCCGCGGGGACGCUGCGCGAGUGGGAGGCGCGCGAGCGCGACAUGGACGCGUCGACGUUUCGCGCGUGGGCGGACGAGCGAUGCGAGCUCCAUCUCGCGGAGGCGCUCGCGGACGACCGCGUGGACGGCGUGCAUCUGAUGCCGAUCACGAUCGCGGGGUACGCGGCGGCGGUGAGGAUCUUCGGCGCGGCGGCGUCGCUCGCGUCGCUGCGGCGCGGGCCAUAG
Molecule: messenger RNA, 969 nt
Organism: Micromonas pusilla CCMP1545
Lineage: Eukaryota; Viridiplantae; Chlorophyta; Mamiellophyceae; Mamiellales; Mamiellaceae
Exons: 3
Coding region: 1-969 (322 amino acids)
Source: RefSeq, a predicted model, not a curated record